Messenger RNA from Lobosporangium transversale, 348 nucleotides. RefSeq lists its product as hypothetical. Gene Ontology annotation, biological process: regulation of transcription by RNA polymerase II. The annotation marks the transcript as partial. NCBI's taxonomy places the organism in Eukaryota, Fungi, Mortierellomycota, Mortierellomycetes, Mortierellales, Mortierellaceae. The record is from RefSeq and is a predicted model, not a curated record. Gene Ontology annotation, molecular function: RNA polymerase II cis-regulatory region sequence-specific DNA binding; DNA-binding transcription factor activity, RNA polymerase II-specific. The transcript is spliced from 2 exons. Gene Ontology annotation, cellular component: nucleus.
AUGCCUUCAGUGACAAAGAAGAGUCCUGGAGCGCCAGGAGCAGGCAACACAACAACUGCUGCUGGAGCAGUUGGAGGAACAGCAGGAGCAGAUCCGCUGCAAGCCAAACAUCAUAAACCUACGCAAUCGUAUUCAUUCUUGAUCACGACAGCGAUCUUAGAAAGCCCCAACAAGCAAUUGACACUUAAUGAGAUUUACGAGUGGGUGAUGGAGCAUUAUCCAUGGUAUCGCACCGCUAUCAACGGCUGGAAGAAUUCUAUCCGACACAAUCUGUCCCUGAAUAAGGCUUUUAUGCGUGUACCCAGGCCACCAAGCGAACCAGGCAAAGGAUCGUAUUGGAAAUUAGAU